Messenger RNA from Aspergillus alliaceus, 3296 nucleotides. RefSeq lists its product as uncharacterized. The transcript has a single exon. Lineage: Eukaryota; Fungi; Ascomycota; Eurotiomycetes; Eurotiales; Aspergillaceae. The coding region runs from base 577 to 2817 and encodes 746 amino acids. The record is from RefSeq and is a predicted model, not a curated record.
AUCCCUGGCAGCCGUUCGCGACUAACCCACGGUUUGCCAGCAUUUGUAGACCCAAACAACUUUUUCGUCAACUUGUCAUCCCACGCAAUCUCGACAAAUCUUACCGCCACGAGUUUUAUUUCGACGGACUGGUUCUUCACUUCUUCGACUUAAUAGGUAUGCUACAUCUCGCCUGCCUGGCCGGCACCACUCUUCUGCGUAGUGCCACCAGGAUUAUCCGCUUCAACCUUUCCCAAGAAUCUCUUUUUCUUCUUUCUUUUACCAUUGUUAUAUACAGUGACUAGAACACUUUUCUAGCGUCUCAUCUGUGUUUUUGCCCUACUACUCGUUGCGUCCUCUCCCUUUUCCACUAUCGCACCUGUCGUUCAAGAUUGCGUUACGGAGUACACUUACUACUAAUGUCUUGGCACCGGAAGCGAACUUUUCAACCCCAAGUCUAACACGGUAUCUAGGUGCCAUCCUUGGGUCUCAGAGCGUGCGGAAUCUACAUUUAUCUCUUAUCGCUAUUACUGAGUUACUUCUCCUUUUCCCAGUUUUUGCUUUUGAAACAAGUUUUAACUCCACCUACUUCCUGCCAUGGCUCCUGUCGCUCACAGCGACAUUGACAUGGACAGCCAUACUUCGGAUAUGGCCAGCCACGACUCGCAGCUGCGCCGACAAUUCUCCGAGCCAAUCCAUGCUCGUUCUACAUCUACUCAUUCGCCAUCCCCUUCACCCAUGACUACUCCUAGAGCCAAGUGCGCAUGGUGUGGGAAAUCUUUCGAGUCUACUAAUGACGAUCUAAUUUCUCAAAAUGAGGCACUUGAAGAACACAUUGCUACUAUGCAUCCGCACAUUGCCAAGUUUUCUAUGUAUGACGGCGCUGCCGAUGAAGAGAAAGAACAGUCAUAUGGUCUCGAUGAACAGUUAGAAGAUGACACCGCACUUACAGCUCCAGCGACAGAAGCAGAUGAUGCUCUUGAGGCUGAGGAAGAUAGCCUAAUGGAAAUCCCUGACGAUGGCGUGUUGGAAGGCGCGGAAGCUAUAGAAACUUACGACGAUAACGAAAAUGAUCAAAACGACGUCGAUGGACCUGAAGUUGAAGCUGAUGGAGAGGGUAACGAAGGAGAGUCCGACCUUGCUCUUUUCAAUCAACUCCACGAAUUUUCCCGACAAGAAGACUCGGUGUCCUUAGAAAAACGUAUUCACAACCUCUGGAAUCUUAAUGAUAUUGACAAAUUCUCCGGAGGCUUUGAGGAGAUAUCGGACAACCUCAACGCAACAUGGACGAAAGUCUUCAAUGACCCAAAGCGUAGCAAGAAGCGCGAUGCAUUUGAAUCGUUCGUACGACCAGAACCAUACAAAACAGCUAAGGUCUCCAGAGGCGAAUUUCUCGAAAUAUCGCCUCUUGAGGAUUUCUUGGUCCAACUUCGUGACCCUGAACUGCGCUCCAGUGAUGAACUUUACGCUAUAACCGAAAACGUGGCCAAUGUUCUGAAGGUAUGGCAGGAUGAGCACUUAGCCAUCGAAAAGCUCUGCAAACAUGCAACCAGGCAGAACGUAAAGCCAACUAGCGACCCGCGAAAGCUCGAAAGACCUGAAGUGUUUGAAGAUAAGAAGGAGGCGAUGCUCUACGGCUACAAACAUGAAACAAAAGAAGACAAAGUUCGCAACCAGAACCCCUUCGUUCAGGGGGGUUUCAAGCCUACGCCCGCUCAGUUCAGAAAAAUGACCGCCAAAGCGGGCCCGAACAAUCCUAACCCUGACGGCUGGCCAAUUAUCAUGAAGUUUGGCGUGGAGCAUGUUCCAAGGUUUCAGAACCCUCCACGUGAGGAGUUCGUCGGCAAGGCAACCCGCAAGCGCAAGGCCGCAGAGUUAGAAGCUGCCAACAAGGCCAACGAGACCGACGAACCGCUCGCUGGGACGCCGACGCCCGGGGAGGAAGAGGCGCCAGUCAAGCGACGCACUCGCCCCCGUCGUGCUGGGGAGACGGACACACAAUACACGGGGUCUCCAGCCCCAACACGAGCCUCCACUCGUGGCCGUGGCCGAGGUCGUGGGCGGGGAGCUGCACGCGGAAUGUCUCGUGCGGCGUCUGAGGCUCCGCAGCCCGUAGCGCCAGUGGCCGUGGCUCGGCCAACUGGUCGAGGCCAUGGCCGCGAGACCGCAGCGCCAGCUGGGCCGUUGCAGUCGCGUCCUGCAACGACUCAGCUGGCGCCAAUUGAACCGGCGCCCAGUGGGGGCCCAGCAACUGCGACUCCCGCCAGCACUUCAGCGGGAGUUGCCCGGGAUGAGUUGUUGGACCCAGCUGAGAAGGCCCGCCGGGAAAAGAUCGCCAACUCCAAGAAUCCAAAGCGGACGGAGGCCAUGCUCAAUCACUGGGCUCGGUUCAAUCGGGAGGGCCGGACCCGUAACCCGAAACGGUCCAAAGCCCAAAUCGAGGCCGAUCGGGCGGCCGAGGCUGCUCGAAAGGCAGUUGAGCCCCCAAAGACCGUCGGCAAGAAGAAAAGAUCGGACAGCCCGGUCUUUGGGGGCUCCGCGAGGACCGAUGCAGGCAUUGCUCCAGCACCAGCACUGCCUGCGCCAGCCUCGCUGGCGCCCGGUCCUCCGGGACCACACCCCCAACUUGCACCCAUGCCCGCAGUCCGGGGGUCAAUAGGUGCAUACGGCCCCAUUGACCCCCGGGCUGUAGCGCCCUUCCCUCCGGGGCCCCCUGGGACCCAUGGGCUCCAGCAGCCGUCGCCCCAGCCCUACCACACCCCAUACCCCGAAAUUUAUUUCCCCUAUGGGGCGGCGGCUGCCGGACUGCCUCCACCAGGCCACACGCGGCCUGCGUGAAGCUGAUGUCUUUAUAUUGUGAUUUGUUUCCUUUCUCCUUCUGUACAUGUUUGGAUGUCUUUUCUUUCAUCUGGGUGGAGAGAAUCGGGCAAUGUAUACUUUGCAUUUAUGUCAAUAUGUAUUACCACCCUACGAUUUUAAGAUCUCACUUUGUGAGCAACCGUGCGUUAAUUCUUACUUUUGUCUCGCGGUUUGCAUUGUCUUUGUGGUUAGCGUGUUAUGCCAGCAAUCGGCGCUGAGGUUUUUUGGGUUCCAUUUUUGUAUAAUUUUUUUUGGCAUUUCGUGGCUCGUUGUCCGCUGUAGACAGCACUAGCCGAAUGAUGGGUGAUAGGUACCUGUACGUUUAGGUGUUUGGAGGGAAAGCCUUGGGAUCCAAUGGAUCAAUAGCUAACAGAUGUUUCAUGUCAGUGUGGAGACUUCGCUAUUUGGAAAUAUCAAAAAGUUGUCAUGCUAUCUCCUCCCUGUGACUAAGAGGUUCU